Molecule: messenger RNA, 2568 nt
Organism: Malaya genurostris
Lineage: Eukaryota; Metazoa; Arthropoda; Insecta; Diptera; Culicidae
Gene: GlyRS
Product: glycine--tRNA ligase
Exons: 4
Coding region: 129-2438 (769 amino acids)
Biological process (GO): mitochondrial glycyl-tRNA aminoacylation
Cellular component (GO): mitochondrion; cytoplasm
Molecular function (GO): glycine-tRNA ligase activity; ATP binding
Source: RefSeq, a predicted model, not a curated record
CUGUCAAAACGAUAGAUUCUAUUCAUCGGCAGACGAGCAAAAAGUAAAUGUGCUGACGUGAAGUUUCGCAAGUUAUUUGGUGAAUGCUCGAACGAAGUUUAAAAGUCCUGUUGAAAGGUUGGCAUUAAAUGCACACCUCACUUCACACAUUUAUCAGUAGAAUAGUUCUUUAUCGAAUUUGUGCCGCUACUAGUCUAAGUCAGGCCUCAUUUUUCUGCAGCUCGACGUUAUUAGGGCAAAAAUUUCAUCAUCCUGUUCGGCUGAAUCAAUAUCUUUCACAGCAGCGAAAAUAUUUCAGUCAGGACACCGUUGGAUUGAACCGCAAAAAACCAUUCAACUGGGGUUCUAAUAAGAAACAUCGUGAUUUAAAGUUGAAACAACAACUGUUGGAGAAUAUGACACUGGAUCCAAAAAUUGAAGAAGCGUUAGCUCCACUACGGAAUGCCGUCAAGGAACAGGGAGAUCUGGUUCGCAAGUUGAAAAGCGAGAAUGCUCCCGAAAUCGACGUGAAAAAAGCGGUCAAUGAACUGAAGGCUCGGAAAAAGAUUUUAGAGGAAAAGGAGCUCAGCUUAGUGCCGGCAGUUGCCACAUUCGAUCGUGCACGAAUGGAAGAUCUUUUGAAGCGUAGAUUCUUCUAUGAUCAGAGUUUUGCGAUCUACGGUGGAAUUACCGGCCAGUAUGAUUUUGGACCGAUGGGAUGCGCACUGAAGUCCAAUAUGAUCAACACUUGGCGACAGUUUUUCGUUCUGGAAGAGCAAAUGUUGGAAGUGGAUUGUUCAAUUUUAACACCGGAACCUGUCUUGAAAGCUUCCGGGCAUGUGGACCGAUUUGCCGAUUUGAUGGUGAAGGAUGUUAAAAACGGCGAAUGUUUCCGGUUGGACCAUUUGAUAAAGAAUCAUCUGGAGAAAAUAGCGGCAGCGAAAGAUGCCACUCAGGAGCUAAAGGAUGAAUGCACGGAUAUCGUAAUUAAGCUUGACGGUAUGAACAAGAAUGAAAUGAAUGACAUAAUGAAGAAGUUUGCGAUGAAGAGUCCCAUCACUGGUAAUGAUUUAUCGGAACCGAUUGAGUUUAAUCUGAUGUUCGGGACGCAAAUCGGACCAACUGGUCUGGUGAAAGGAUUUCUACGGCCGGAAACUGCUCAAGGAAUUUUCGUAAACUUCAAACGGUUAUUAGAGUUCAACCAGGGAAAGCUUCCAUUCGCGGCUGCUCAAAUUGGAAACUCUUUCCGUAAUGAGAUUUCGCCGCGGUCGGGUCUGAUCCGAGUUCGGGAGUUCACCAUGUGCGAAAUUGAACAUUUCUGCGAUCCUCUGCUGAAGGAUCAUCCCAAGUUUGAGAAUGUUCAGGAUAUCGUGAUGACACUGUAUUCGGCCUGCAACCAAAUGGAUGGAAAAAGUGCUCAACAAAUCACGAUUGGUGAUGCUGUGGCUAGCGGCUUAGUGGCGAAUCAAACUCUUGGCUAUUUCAUGGCUCGCAUUCAACAGUUCAUGCUGAAGAUUGGUAUUUUGCCGGAUCGCUUACGAUUCCGCCAGCACAUGGGCAAUGAAAUGGCUCACUAUGCAUGUGACUGUUGGGAUGCCGAAUGUUUAACUAGUUAUGGUUGGAUCGAAUGCGUUGGCUGUGCCGAUCGAUCAGCUUACGAUCUUACACAGCACAUGAAUGCAACCGGUGUGAAACUUGUAGCGGAAAAGAAAUUUGCCUCUCCAAAAACCGUCGAGGUUACGGAAGUGGUACCGAACAAAGCCGCUAUUGGAAAGACUUUCAAGAAGGAAGCUAAACAUAUAACCGAGCUGCUAGCUAACCUUAGUCUGGCUGAUGUUGAAAAGAUUGGCAAGAGUUUGUCUGAUGCGGGACAGUACAGCCUGGACGUGAAUGGUACGGAAGUGAUUCUCAACAGUGACAUGAUCGCAGUCAAAACCAACACGAAAACCGUUCAUGUCGAAGAAAUUAUUCCAAGUGUGAUCGAACCGUCGUUUGGAGUGGGACGAAUUAUGUAUUCACUGCUAGAGCACAGCUUCCGAAUGCGUGAAGGCGAUGAGCAACGCAGUUUCUUCUCGCUACCGCCGGUUGUAGCACCACUCAAAUGUUCAGUUUUACCACUGAGCAACAAUGCCGAAUUUGCGCCUUUCGUCAAAAAGAUCUCUUCUGCCCUAACCAGCGUCGAUGUUUCCCACAAAGUAGACGACUCUAGUGGAACAAUCGGUCGACGAUAUGCCCGUACGGACGAAAUUGCCAUUCCAUAUGGAAUCACAAUCGACUUCGACACCUUGAACGAACCACACACGGUGACACUACGCGAACGAGACUCAAUGAAGCAGGUUCGAAUCGGGCUGGAUCAAGUCGCUGAAACAGUGCGCAACCUAUCGACCGGAAAACUUAGUUGGAUUGAGGUGGAAAGUCUGUUUCCGAAGUUUGAACAACAGGAAACAAAAGCAAAAUGAUUGGUUUGAAUCAGAAUUUUCUAUUCACGAUACAAAAUGAAUGCAUUUUUCGGCACUAUUGUAGUUGUCUAAGCUUACACUGUUUUAUUAUUACAAUUUGUUUCAAAAUAUAAAUUGCUUCGCAACGCGA